AUGUACGCCAAAUGGCUUAAAAAUGACAACAAAAAUGCACAGGUUAAAUUCGUUCCGACAGGAGGAAGUCGUCUUUGUUCAGAACACUUUAGCUCUGACAUGAAGGAAGAGGGUGGACAAAGAGUGAUACUGAAGCCAUUUGCUGUCCCAACAAUAUUUCCAACUUCUCAGGUUUGUGUCUUUGUCAGUUUUCUUCAUCAUUUAAUAUUUAAAAAUUUAACCUCCGUUUGUGCCCAGAAAAUGUUUUUGUUGACACUUAAAUUGGGCUAUAAUUUCCAUUGGGCUAUUCCAAUUAUUAUCCGCACACCCCCUGUUGAGGAACCUUGGAAUUCCAGGGGAGGGGAUGCAUUAACCUUGGAAUUUCCAGGGGAGAGGUGCAUUAAGUUUAAAUUUCCAGGGGAAGUGGGUACAUUAACCUUGGAAUUUCCAGGGGAGGGGUAGCCCUGGAAUUUCCAGGGAAUGGGGCAUUCAGGCUCUGGAUUCCAAGGGGGAAGAGUAAUUCUCACAUGGAAUUUCCAGAGGGAGGAGUAAAUUUCAUGGGAUAGAAACCCCAUGGGAGGACAUAUGUUAGAGGAAAUUUCCGGGAGCAAAUGUCCCAUGAUGGAAAUUCCAUAGGGAAGGGUAAUUUAUACAUGAAAAUUCCAUGGACAGGGCGAAAUUUUAAAUGGAAAUUCCAUGGGAAGGCCUAAUUUAAAAUCGAAAUUCCAUGGGCAAGGGUAAUCUUUACAAGGAAAUUCCAUGGGAAGGUGUAAAUUUUACAUGAAAAUUUGCGGAAAUUCCAGGGGAGUACCAACGUGAGAAAGGGGUUCCUCAACAGGGGUUCCUCAAUAGCCCAUUUAAUAUCUGCACAUGCACCCCUGUCAAGGGAAGAUGUUUCUCAUAGAUACUGUAUACCCCUGAGGAAUUCCAAGUACAAACACCUUAAUACACAAGAGGAAUUCCGAGCACAAAAUACUCAACUUCUGAUGAAUUACUCAGUGUCUGCGCGAGUCCAAUUUUGCAGGUGCCUUAAGAUUUUCAGGCAAUUUGGCAUCAACUGUGGCCCUGAAGUAUUCCAGAUAUCUGAUUGACAGGGUGUGUACUCACUAGAUGUCAAAUGGAAUAGCUUACUGACUCUUGCUAGUCUCACUUGCUAGUUAACCCAUUGAGCACCUGACUGCUCUGCCUUCAACUUGACGAGUAACAUCCUCUAGUGUUAUAUUAUGGACAAAAUAAUGAGGCAGGGUGCAAUAUGAUGCUUAUGGGUCAUUUCAGAAAACAUCCAUACCUCCCCCAAAGAGGAAAUCCCUACACAUUAUCAAAAACAAUUUUUUUCUCCCCUCCCCCUCCAGGAAUUUCCUCCUUGGGGGGAAUUUCCUCCUUGGGGGCAAUUUCCUCCUUGGGGGCAACUCCACCAGGAUGAUCAAUAAUUUAUGAAAGCCUUUCAAAAAAGCAAAUAGCACUGGCCACUGAAAGUGUGAGAUAUUAUUGGCAACUUAAUAAUUCUCAUCAUCGAUGAAACGUUUCCAAAACGAUAGGGACACCGGAACAGAGGCUAAAGCUCUUUGUUAGCCUCUGUUCCGGUGUCCCUAUUGUUUUGGAAACGUUUCGUCGAUGAUGUCAUCUCUGCGGUUUCUACAAAUGAGAUCGAUAUUCUGCUGCAACAUUUAAAUUCUAUUGAGCCGUCCAUCCAAUUCACGGUAGAACGUGAGAUAAUUAAAUGGACAUUUAGCUUUUUUAGAUUUGAAUGUACACAGAACUGUCGAAGGGAAGUUAGAGACUGAUGUUUAUCGCAAACCCACACACACAGACAAAUACUUGUCAUACGACUCUCAUCACCCAGUAAGCCAUAAAAGAUCCGUAGCAAAAACUUUGCUUCAAAGAGCUGAAUCGUUGCCGUCAAACAGUGAUUCUGAAGCUAAUGAACGUGAAUAUGUUCUAAAUGUUUUAGGGGAAAACAAUUACCCAAAGCGUUUUCUUAAUGAUUGCCUGAGAUCACCUGUUUGUAGGAACCAAAAUAACUCCGAGGGUGAUACCUCUGUUAAGGAUUUUGCAAUAGUUCCAUACAUUCAAGGUGUCACAGAACCAAUCAAGAGAAUCUUAAGUAAUUGUAAUAUUAGGGUUGCCUUAAAACCCUAUUUGACUUUAGGCCAUAUUUUCGCAAAGCCAAAAGAUCCUGUUGAAAAAAAUAAGACUCAUGCUAUAUAUUCUAUACCAUGCGGUGACUGCGACAAAGAGUAUUUGGGUCAGUCUAAACGCCAGUUUGGUACACGGCUAAAAGAACAUCAAAAGGCUGUUUCAACUUUAGACAAGGGAAAAUCAGCUUUAUAGCCGAACAUGUAUGUUACACCAAACACGAGAUUGCGUGGGAAAACUCUAAAGUAAUUACCACAAACAAUCGCUACGGUCAAAGACUUUGCCUAGAAGCGUGGCAUAUAAAUAUGAGUCAUCAUGCUUUGAAUAGGAAUGACGGCGCCUAUUUGCCAGAGGAAUAUAUGCAUCUUCUUGGCAGGUGAUGCCAUCCCUUGGGUAUUAAAGAAGCCACGAUCGCAGUUUUAGAUCACCCCUGAUGAAGACACUAGACUGGAGUGUUGAAACGUUGGGUCUUGAUUACAAUUCGACUGGGCUUUGUAAUCAUUUAUUUAAACCAGAGUAGCGAGCGAAACAUGAUAGAUAUACCUGGUUGCAGUGAACGAACAAACUUUAAUAAUUCUCCUCUGCCCACCCCCUCUGCCAAUAUUUUCCAAAGUGUCAACCAUACCUAUAUUAAAUCCCGAGUACUGAUUCUGUUAAAACAUUUUUGUCAAUUAGUCGACCAAAACGUUUUUGUCAUUUUUGUUCAUUAAUUAAUUAAAAAAAAUUUUCAUAGUUUACUUUAUAACUGCUUCAUGACAAGUCAGAGCAGCACUGAUAUUGUCCUCAGUGUCAUUUACUAGGGAGGGGGCAAUAUCAACCCCCUGCCGAUAAUUUCUAAACGCCCUUGAAUGGCUGAAUAACUGUGUCAAAAAGCUGUUACAACAAUUUUAAAACCAUGAAAGCAUUGGUACAUAAUAUAUUUGGCAAAUUUGCAUGACAUUUGGGGGGGGGGGGGCUGGGGGUUGAAAAAAUUAUUUUGCAUUUUAUAAAUGUUCAUGCAUUAAGUAAUACGUGUUGAUUAUUCUGUAACUCCCGUAGGUAAUGAAGAAUGAAGAGGCAAGUACUAAGAAAGCCUCAAGUCAGGAUGUUGUAGAAGUAGAAAAAUUUAAUUGUAUGUCAGACGAAAAAAGUAGUUUAGUAGAAACAAUAGUAAUGAACGAAGAUAGUGUAAGUGAUGAAGCACUAAGUUUGCAGGUGGUUAAUGAAGAGAUCAUUGCCAUGGAUUGUGUGAGUAUGCAGGAGGUGAUUGAAAAAAUAACUAUUGAAGAUAACGUAAGUACACCAGGAGGUAAGAGAAAAUAUUUGGAUGAAACAGAGAUUGACGUAAGCGCGUCUCAAAAAAGGGCGCGAACGACCAGUUCUUCUGAAAAAGGUGCACGUGAUCACUCAUACUGUAUAAAAUCUCCUCGUAGAGUGAGAAGGCAAGUUGAUGAUCUUGUAGUUAAACUUGAAAAUCUUCAGAAGAGAUUGAAUACAUCUCAGAAGAAAACAAGGAGAAGGAAUAAGAAGGUUAGCACGUUGACUGCAGUGGUAAGUGAAUUGAGAGAAAAAAAUCUUAUCAAUAGUGAUUGUGUGACUAUUCUAGAAUCAACUUUCUCUGGAGUUCCAAAGGAACUUAUGAAGAGGUUGGUGACGCAAAAGAAAAAGAAAAAUCUUGGGGCGUAUCCACCUGAGCUAAGGUCAUUUGCCCUGACCUUGAAAUUUUAUUCAACUAAAGCGUAUAACUAUGUGCGGAAAAGUUUUGAUUUAGGGCUGCCACAUGUAAACGUGAUUCGGUCAUGGUACAGUUCCAUGAAUGGCGAGCCAGGUUUUACAAAGGAUGCGCUGACAGCUCUGAAAGCCAAAGUUCUAGCUGCAAAAAGGGAUAACCAAGAAGUUGUUUGUGCACUAAUGCUCGAUGAGAUGGCCAUACGCAAGCAUGUCGAAUGGGAUGGUAAGCAGUUCCGCGGUUAUGUUGACCUUGGCACAGGCAUCAAUGACGACUCGCUGCCCGAAGCAACAGAUGCUCUUGUUUUUAUGGCAGUCUCGGUGAACUCCGGUUGGAAAGUACCAUGCGGAUAUUUUCUGGUGAAUGGUCUUACCGGAGAGCAGAAAGCAAACUUGACCAAAGAAUGCAUAACCAAGUUGCACGAAGUAGGGGUGAAGGUUGUGUCUUUUACGUGUGAUGGCCCCACGUCUCACCAGGCGAUGUUGAAAUUGCUCGGCGCUCAACUGUCACCUGAUAACUUGCAAGCGUACUUCCAACAUCCAUGUGACCCGAAAGCAAAGAUCUACAUCUUCCUAGAUGCUUGUCACAUGAUAAAGUUGGUAAGAAACACCAUGUCGGACUAUAAGGUCCUAAAGGACAAGGACGGCAACACCAUCAAGUGGCAAUUCGUAGAAGAAUUGCAUAAAUUACAAGAGUCAGAGGGCUUACAUCUUGCCAAUAAGCUCCGAUCCGCUCAUAUCAAAUGGAAGCCACAGAAAAUGAAGGUAAAUCUAGCAGCACAGGCACUCAGUUCGAGUGUUGCAGAUGCCUUGGAGUAUUGUGAAGGUAAGCUGAAAUUGCCACAAUUUCAAGGGUGUGGUCCAACAGUUCAAUGCAUUCGUGUUUUUGAUCAUCUUUUUGAUGUUCUGAAUUCCAGGAAUCCGUUGGCGAGAAAUUUCAAGGCGCCAAUUAGAAGAUCAAACUAUCAGUACACAAAGAGGUUUCUCGAUGAGGCAAGUGAGUACAUUCGAAAUCUGAAAGGUCCAGAUGGCCAGUCGAUCCUUACGUCAAAAAGGAAAACAGGAUUUCUUGGUUUCCUUUUGUGCAUCAAUGCUGUUGUGGGAUUAGCAGAAGAUCUCGUUAAUGCGGAGAAUCCUGUCCUGAAGUAUCUUCUGACGUACAAGAUGAGCCAAGAUCACUUGGAAUUAUUCUUUUCAGCUGUGCGAGCUUGUGGUGGGUGGAAUAAUAAUCCAACAACUCGCCAAUUCGUAGCAGCAUACAAGCAGCUACUAAUGAGGCACAACAUCGAAGGAGGGCGUGGAAACUGCACCCCUCAAGAUGAUACCGAAAUAUUGAACAGUGUCCAGGAUCAGCAUGAAAUCAACUCCGUACCUACUGGAAUUUCUGAUGUGGCGAUUGCAAGGAGAUAUGACUUGGAGUUGAGACAGCCAGCUACAGAUGAACACGACUACUGUGAUGUUUCGAACGCCAUGGAACUAUCUGAGUACAAAGAGGCGGCCAUAUCGUACAUCGCUGGGUAUGUGGUGAAGAUGGUGGAGAAAAAGAUCCACUGUCCACAAUGUCUAGCAGUGUUGACAACGAGCAAAGAAAGCAUUCCAGAUUUAUUCGUAACAUGGAAAACAAAUGGAGGCUUGAAACUACCAUCACUUGGCCUCAUCAAAAUAUGCGAAGAAACAGAGAAGUGUGUGAUGAGAAUGCUAAAUGUAAAUGGAGGUGGUUUACCGCAUGGCGCUGGACUUUCCAGUGCGAUUGCUACGACAGUGUUAUCAGCUGUGUUGCAAGUGGGGUCUUUAGUACGUUAG
Molecule: messenger RNA, 5625 nt
Organism: Paramuricea clavata
Lineage: Eukaryota; Metazoa; Cnidaria; Anthozoa; Malacalcyonacea; Plexauridae
Source: the annotation of a GenBank genome assembly